AUGGUUGUGCUCACAGUCGCGACUACACUUGAUGCUACCACCUUCACUACCAAAGAUGGCUACGGUAAAUCCAUCUCAAGUCGAAAACUCUUGAUGGAGGCUGCUCAUGUCGACCACUUCCAUGCGUACUUAAACCCGCAUCAAAGCGAACGUCAACUCCAGCAAUCAACCUCUGUAAUUCAAUCAUCGUCUGAUUAUUCACUUGAGUUACAUACGGACGAUGGCAUGUUCAUUGUGUUUGCAACACCCAGUUUCUACAAAGUCGACACCAACUCGACGAAUUAUACGCUUGAAUCUCUAUCAACUGAUAGCACCGAUCAUUCUGAAACGGGUCUCAUCAUUCAGCUCCAUGACGGCCAGCUCGUGCGUCCAAUUCUCAAACCCAACCAAAUUACGCUCAUGGUAGGAACGGGUUACAAUGAGUGGGUUGCAACGUCCGAGAAGCUCCCGGCUGUACCACACGCAAUGCCUAAUAGUGCAAGCUUGUCACCAUCAUCUUUCCGUGAUCGCUUUGGCUUUGGCGCACGUAAUUUGUCUUAUCUAUCACUCAACAUCUAUUACAUAUCAUUGUUGUUGUUUGCCAAGUGA
Molecule: messenger RNA, 588 nt
Organism: Plasmopara halstedii
Lineage: Eukaryota; Oomycota; Peronosporomycetes; Peronosporales; Peronosporaceae
Exons: 3
Coding region: 1-588 (195 amino acids)
Source: RefSeq, a predicted model, not a curated record